This is a messenger RNA of Fusarium pseudograminearum CS3096, 2109 nucleotides long. RefSeq lists its product as uncharacterized. Gene Ontology annotation, biological process: Golgi to plasma membrane transport. Gene Ontology annotation, molecular function: protein binding. Gene Ontology annotation, cellular component: exomer complex. The coding region runs from base 1 to 2109 and encodes 702 amino acids. The transcript is spliced from 6 exons. The record is from RefSeq and is a predicted model, not a curated record. Lineage: Eukaryota; Fungi; Ascomycota; Sordariomycetes; Hypocreales; Nectriaceae.
AUGGUCGCGCCAGCGGUUCCCGAAAUUACCGAGGAGAUCCUCCACGAGUCGAUUGAUGCCCGAACCGAAUCUCUCGCUGGCCUUCGAGAGCUUGGCCCUCCCGAUCUCGUCCAUCUUCUUAAGCACGGCGUCCGAAACCCAGCCAAGCAGACUGGCGUCUACCACCAUGUCACCGGUGUCGACGCAUCUUCAUCAGCUAGUCUGGCAGCGUAUAUCAAUACUUUGACCUACAAAGAGUCGGGGCCAAAUGCGACAAACAAGAUUGUUGAGGGUGUUUUCUGCUGUUACAAUGCCUUCUCACGACUUGACAUGCGUGUGCAUGUUUCGAUUCCCGGAACCGUAGAAAGCUACUGCGUCGACGAGCGAGGCGAGAAGCGAAAGGCUUCAGAGGAUCUCUGGUUGGAGACAUACCUCUGCAGUGUUCUUCGAGCAUACUCGUAUGCGGACGAUGGUAGCGGCGACACAAUUCGAAAGAUCAUGGGCGUUCGAAGAUUCAAUCCUGUUACAAACACUGAGACCGAGCAUCGUUUCCUUCAUGCCGCAGAACAACUCUUUUUCAGGGGAUGGCAAUUGGGUUCCGACUCGGUAGUUCAGGUGCCUACUAACGUAUCUAACCACUUGACUACUGGUCUUCUAAAGUACCUCGAAACCACAGGUCGAUAUGCCUCUGGAAUCAACCUCUUUGAGAAGCUCCGGACGCAGAGCGUCGAGGUUUCAUCUCUGUUGGCAAAGGUUAUGUUCAUGGGCCACGAAGAAGUCGCAGGCGUUAGAACACUACAUCAAUCUCUAAAGGAAACCCCGAUGGACUAUGUCAUGCUCGAUACUCAAGCUGAGUUUCUCUUGGGCAAGGCCAAGGGCUCAGCUACUCCUGAACUCAAGGAGGAGAGGCUCAAGUUGUCUCUGGGUUGCGCGGAUCGAGCGACAGUUGCCGCCCCGACCGAGUUCAGCACAUGGGCCAGACUAGCUCAGGUCUAUGUGGCUAUGGAAGAUUGGGACAAUGCGCUGACUAUUCUCAACUCAUGCCCUAUGUUCACCUACCAAGACAAGGAUACCCCCUUGAUGCCAGAACCCAAGGAGGUCAUCCUGCCAACUCUUCCUGAAACUCGCCUUGACGAAAUUGACAGCGAGCCUGAGUCGCGAUACUCGGAACAGGUUGACCCUAGUCUGCUCAACCUGCGAGCAGCAUCCUACAGAGGUACUUUCAAGAAGGCGUAUGAGAUCCUAACCGAAAUGACUGCAAAGAUUGGCUGGGACCAGCUCCUGAAGAUCCGUAGCAAUGUAUUCGUGAUGGAGGAUGAAUAUCGCACAGAGAAGCAGGAAUCUACUCACCCGGGUGCCUCAAAACGGACCCCAAGCACUGAUGGUCUGCGAGGUACACCUGAUCAAACAGUCAACCGAGACAAUGAGGCAGAGAGUGAAAACACAGAGAAGCCUGCUGAGGAGGUCUCUGAGGGAGAGGCUGACGCUGACGCUGACGCUCCUGCCACCAACGGAAAUGGUGAGCAAAGCAAGAUCGAGAAGCCAUCGAAUGUCAUCGAUCCCGGAGAGGCAAAGACAGAUCCUGAGACCACCAAGAGUGACGAGAAUCUGUCAAAGCUCAACACCAAGCGCCUUUGUGAGCGCUGGCUGGAUAGUCUUUUCAUGGUUCUCUAUGAAGAUCUUCGUGUUUACACAAUCUGGCGCACUCAGAUGGCUCAAUACCGUGCCCAACAGAUGCAGUACAAGAAGUCAGCCGAGGAGUGGGAGAUUCUAGGCUCUCUCGCCGAGCGACUCCAGCACAUGGAUGAAGCUGUUGAGGCGUACCGUGCAUGCCUCUCCAUUCGCUUCAGCCCCAAGGCCUUGGCAGGAAUCCUACGUGUCUUUGAGAAGACCAAGAGCACAAGAGAGACAGUGGCAUCUGUCAUCCGAUUAGUGACAUGGCAGUACCGAUGGUACAGCGAGUUCAGCCCCGAGCUCCUGCACACGAUACGUACCCUGAUCGAGGACGAGGGAGCAGUCAAGGUCCGAAGUAUCAUACAGGCGACAAGCUUGCCCCAGAACGUUCUGGACCUGACACAUCACUAUGCUGCGCUGUGUGCGACAUUCAGAAGCAGCGGUACCGACGGUUAG